AUGACGAAAGGCUUUAUGCUAGUCUUGUUCUGCUGCUUUUUGUGCUCGUUUAUAGUAACAUCCAGUGCAGGAGACGUUCUUCGUGCAAAUCAGACAUUAAAAAAUGAUGAAACCAUUGUUUCAGCUGGUGAUGAGUUUGAACUUGGUUUCUUUAGUCCGGGGAGUUCAAAGAAUCGGUACUUGAGCAUACGAUACAAGAAGGCAGGUGAGGCAAUCGUGUGGGUUGCCAAUCGAGAUGCUCCCCUUGCUGAUGCAUCAGGGACUCUAGCUUUAAGUAGUGAGGGCACUCUCAAAAUUUCCAAUGGCACAAACAGCACAAUUUGGUCAUCAAACUCGUCAAAAUCUAUAAAGAAUCCCGUGGCACAGUUAUUGAAGACAGGAAAUCUUGUAAUCAGGGCAGGUGAUGAUCCUGAUGCAGGUAAUUUUCUUUGGCAAAGUUUUGACUUUCCUGACAAUACUCUCCUACCAGGCAUGAAGCUAGGAAAAAAGAUAGCAAAGAACUCAUCAACUGUCCGAGAUUGGUCCUGCAGGUCAUGGAAAAGCUUUGAUGACCCUUCUCCAGGCAAUUUCCAUUUUGAGCUUGAUAUCAGUGGUUACCCGCAAGUAUUUUUAUUAAAUGGUUCUGCCAGAUAUUUCCGCACUGGUCCCUGGAAUGGUGUUAGACUCAGCGGUGUUCCUACUUCCGGUCAAAAUGACACAAUUAUGAGCGAUUUUGUUUUUAAUGAGGAUGAAAUAUAUUAUAAGUAUGAACUUGUUAGUAGUACGAUGCUUACAAGGGCAACUAUAGAGCCUGAUGGACGAGUAAUACGUUAUACAUGGAUUGACCAAAGUAAUUUGUGGGAGCAGUCUAUAUUUCUCCAGGCAGAUAACUGUGAUGUUUAUGCACACUGUGGAGCAUAUGGUAGCUGUAACAUUGAUAAGCCCUCUCGUUGUGAGUGUUUAGAAGGAUAUCAACCCAAAUUUCAGAUAUGA
This is a messenger RNA of Daucus carota subsp. sativus, 972 nucleotides long. RefSeq names its product G-type lectin S-receptor-like serine/threonine-protein kinase At4g27290. The transcript has a single exon. Gene Ontology annotation, biological process: recognition of pollen. The coding region runs from base 1 to 972 and encodes 323 amino acids. The record is from RefSeq and is a predicted model, not a curated record. Lineage: Eukaryota; Viridiplantae; Streptophyta; Magnoliopsida; Apiales; Apiaceae.